AUGACAGUUCCAGUGGCAGAUUGGAUUGAGAAGGCUCGAUCCAACAAGCACAAGCUGUUGCCUCUGUUCUUGGGUCAAGUUUUGUCUUUGUGCAUUACAGGCACCAGUACUGCCUCAUCCGCUCUAUGGAAACAUCACGGCAUCAGCAUCCCAUUCACACAAAACUUUUGCAACUACCUUUUGCUGGCCAUCGUAUACAAUAGUUUAUCUCGCAGUUGGUCGACAAAACGAAAUUGGUUGUACAUGAUUCAAGAAAAAAGCUUAAUUUUAUGGUUACCAGGUUUCGGAUAUUCAUUGGCAGAUGUUCAAGCCAAUGUUCUUGCUGUGCUUGCCUUUAAAAACACUUCGGUACUGUCAGCGUUGAUCGUCUCGUCGUGGACCCUUCCUUGUAUUAUGCUGUUGUCCACUUUAUGCUUGGGAGCUCGAUACCGAAUCUCGCAUUUUCUCGCCGUAUUUCUUUGUCUCUGCGGUUUAGCCAUUUUAAUUUAUGUUGAUACCAAGGAAGAUGAUGGCUCAAAAGUCAACCACAGCUGGAUUGGGGACCUGAUUUGUUUGCUAAGUGCCUCAUUGUACGCUGUGAGCAAUGUAGCCGAAGAAUAUCUCGUCAACAAGUUUGAUACCCAAAACUUUCUCGCCCUGGCUGGGUUCUGGGGCUCCUUGCUGUGCGGAGGUCAGGCGUUGAUAUUUGAAUAUGAACAAGUCUCCUCCAUUGAAUGGUCUUGGCCCGUCGUGGGAUUGAUCGGCACGUAUGUGCUGUGUCUAUUCACCAUGUAUUCGCUGGUUCCCACCUUGUAUCGAUGGUCGGGGGCUAUUUUUAUGAGCAUGAGUCUGACAACCAGCAACUUUUACUCAUUACUCAUUGGUCUGUUUUUCCUCGAAUCUCAGAUGCCUCCAUUUUAUCCCGUCGCAUAUAUCCUAGUGAUCGGUGGCGUGACGCUGUAUAACCUUGCCCCGUCACCCCAUCAAUACGCUGAUUAUCAACCACUUUAA
Radiomyces spectabilis is the source of this 990-nucleotide messenger RNA. RefSeq names its product solute carrier family 35 member SLC35F1/F2/F6. Bases 1 to 990 code for a protein of 329 amino acids. The transcript is spliced from 8 exons. The record is from RefSeq and is a predicted model, not a curated record. Gene Ontology annotation, biological process: transmembrane transport. Lineage: Eukaryota; Fungi; Mucoromycota; Mucoromycetes; Mucorales; Radiomycetaceae. Gene Ontology annotation, cellular component: membrane. Gene Ontology annotation, molecular function: transmembrane transporter activity.